Molecule: messenger RNA, 1302 nt
Organism: Dufourea novaeangliae
Lineage: Eukaryota; Metazoa; Arthropoda; Insecta; Hymenoptera; Halictidae
Gene: Uba5
Product: ubiquitin-like modifier-activating enzyme 5
Exons: 6
Coding region: 127-1302 (391 amino acids)
Biological process (GO): protein ufmylation
Cellular component (GO): cytosol; cytoplasm
Molecular function (GO): UFM1 activating enzyme activity
Source: RefSeq, a predicted model, not a curated record
AGCUUUGACACUUGUUACAAACAGCCUACACUUUCCGCCGCGUGUCAUAGUAUUAUCUGAUAUUAUCGCGUGGCGCAUAUAAACAUACACUUUGUAUUCGGCGUACAAUUAAUUGUAAUUCAUACAAUGGCUGAGUUAGAAGAAUUACGAUGUCGAAUAAAAGAGCUCGAAAAUAAAUUAUUAGAAGAGCAGAAUAAAAACACGUUGGCAACUAGAGAAAAAAUAGAACAUAUGUCAGGUGAAGUGGUUGACUCGAAUCCGUACAGUCGGUUAAUGGCUCUGAAACGUAUGGGUAUUGUUGACAAUUAUGAAAGAAUAAGGGAGCUGACAAUUGCUAUAGUUGGCGUGGGUGGUGUUGGAAGCGUGACUGCAGAAAUGUUUACAAGGUGCGGUAUUGGAAAGCUGAUCCUGUUUGACUAUGACAAAGUAGAACUGGCAAAUAUGAACAGACUUUUCUUUCAACCGUAUCAGGCUGGUCAGAGUAAAGUAGAUGCGGCAGCAAAAACAUUGCAAGAUAUUAACCCUGAUGUAAAAAUUGAGACUCAUAAUUACAAUAUUACUACAGUGGACCACUUUGAUGAUUUUAUGAAAACAAUAAGUACAUCAAGUUUAAACAAUGGACCUGUUGAUUUAGUCCUAAGUUGCGUAGAUAAUUUUGAAGCACGCAUGGCAAUCAAUACUGCUUGUAAUGAACUAAAUCAAAGCUGGUUUGAAAGUGGAGUCUCUGAAAAUGCUGUUUCUGGACACAUUCAAUUUAUUAUUCCUGGGGAGACUGCUUGUUUCGCAUGUGCCCCUCCUUUAAUAGUGGCAGAAAAUAUAAAUGAAAAGACAUUGAAACGGGAUGGUGUAUGCGCAGCAUCUUUACCUACAACCAUGGGAAUUGUGGCUGGAUUUUUAGUUCAAAAUGCACUGAAAUAUCUUUUAAAUUUCGGCGAGGUAUCCUACUACUUGGGAUACAAUGCUAUGCAAGAUUUCUUCCCAAAAAUGACAUUGAGACCGAAUACGAACUGCGAUGACAGAUACUGCAGAGAACGUCAACAGGAGUACGCGAGAAAACCAAAACCUCUACAGAAAGUAAAGGAAAUAGUAGAGAAUAAACCUUUGCACGAGGACAACGAAUGGGGAAUUUCACUCGUCGACGAACAAGAUCAGCAAGUGGAUGAGAACGAGUGUCCACCAUUUAUGGGUGUGAAGGUAGCUCAUAGUUUACCACCUCGUUCACCUGAUACACAAAUAAAACAAAUGCCAUCCGCAUCUGGACCAAGUUUAGAAGAACUUAUGACACAAAUGAAAUCCAUUUGA